AUGGACGAUGUGCCCCCGCCCCCACCGUUCCCGCUCGUCAACCCCCUGAACCUGGACCCACCACUGCCAUCGCCAUCACCAUCGCUAUCACCCUCGCCCCCACCGUUCCCACUCGUCAUCCCCAUGAACCUGGACCCACCACUACCAUCACCAUUGCUAUCACCCUCGCCCCCACCGUUCCCACUCGUCAACCUCAUGAACCUGGACCCACCACUGCCAUCGCCAUCACCAUCGCUAUCACCCUCGCCCCCACCGUUCCCACUCGUCAACCCCAUGAACCUGGACCCACCACUACCAUCACCAUUGCUAUCACCCUCGCCCCCACCGUUCCCACUCGUCAACCUCAUGAACCUGGACCCACCACUGCCAUCGCCAUCACCAUCGCUAUCACCCUCGCCCCCACCGUUCCCACUCGUCAACCCCAUGAACCUGGACCCACCACUACCAUCACCAUUGCUAUCACCCUCGCCCCCACCGUUCCCACUCGUCAACCUCAUGAACCUGGACCCACCACUGCCAUCGCCAUCACCAUCGCUAUCACCCUCGCCCCCACCGUUCCCACUCGUCAACCCCAUGAACCUGGACCCACCACUACCAUCACCAUUGCUAUCACCCUCGCCCCCACCGUUCCCACUCGUCAACCUCAUGAACCUGGACCCACCACUGCCAUCGCCAUCACCAUCGCUAUCACCCCCGCCCUCACCGAAUGAUUCACAGUUUGAAAACACUGUGGUAAAGUCAAUGAAGAAUGAUAACAGUGGGAGCAUUGAAACAGCUAAUCUUUGGAACAUGGGCAGUAUAUAG
Molecule: messenger RNA, 804 nt
Organism: Schistocerca cancellata (South American locust)
Lineage: Eukaryota; Metazoa; Arthropoda; Insecta; Orthoptera; Acrididae
Exons: 2
Coding region: 1-804 (267 amino acids)
Source: RefSeq, a predicted model, not a curated record